AUGAGUGUUGAAGAAAAAAGACAACUAGUUGAUGAGAUUCUGCUGAACAUGGAGGGGGACUCAUUAGCAAGAGGGUUUUUAUCCAACUUGGCAAGAAAAUAUCAUGUUCACAUAUCAACAACAACAAGAUGGUUCCAAGUAAUUAAAAAUCACAUAGAAGAGGGACUUGUUGUAGAUGUUAGGACCAAAAAAUUCGGCAGAAGUGGUCCCAAACCUAGAGAAGUCAUUGAUGAAUUUCUCACAUCAGUCCCCUUGUACAAGAGAACCACAAAGAGCGGGUAUGUUACAGCCCUCCAUAUUUCAAAGUCCACAUUGCAUAGGUUAAGGAAAAAGGGUAGACUAAGAACACACACAAACACCAAUCACCCAGCACUAACAGAUAAUCAUAAGAUAGCAAGACUGAAGUGGGUUCUUAGUCAUAUCAACCCUAUACCAGCUGAAGGGGACCCCACCUUCAUAGAUAUGCAGCAAGUAAUACACAUUGAUGAGAAGUGGUUCUAUCUAAAACCAGAAACAAUGACAUUAUAUCUUUUUCUUAAAGAAGAAGACCCAUACAGAGCACAACAGUCAAAGAGGUUCAAGGUGAAGGACAUGUUCAUGGGGAUGAUAGGCAAGCUAAUGUAUGAUGAAUACAAAAAUCUGCUGCAUGAUGGGAAGUAUGGGCUGUUUCCUUUUUUUAAGUAUGAAAUGGAUAAGAAAAGGCAAAAACAGAGACAAGGGCACAUUAGAGACAAAGGUUGUGCAGAGUAUAAACAAGGAAGCAAUUAG
This is a messenger RNA of Chenopodium quinoa (quinoa), 768 nucleotides long. RefSeq lists its product as uncharacterized. The record is from RefSeq and is a predicted model, not a curated record. The transcript has a single exon. The coding region runs from base 1 to 768 and encodes 255 amino acids. Gene Ontology annotation, molecular function: nucleic acid binding. NCBI's taxonomy places the organism in Eukaryota, Viridiplantae, Streptophyta, Magnoliopsida, Caryophyllales, Amaranthaceae.